AUGUACCACCUCCCCAUCGAUCCUCCUAGCCAGGAGCAGUACCAGCGAAAGCUGCGGAUCUACCAGGACAAACCCCUGGAGGAAGUGCUGCAGCAGAGUGACUGGCCAAUUGGAAACCUGGCUGAUAAACGCGAGCCUCAUCGUCAUGGAGUCGCCCGAAUUGACAACAUCCCGUACACGGUCACUCGUCAGGAGGUGAUCCAGCUGUUCGGCAGGUCUGCGAAUCUGAUCCACUCCUCUCAAUGCCCCGUCCAUAUCAUCAUGGAACGCUCUACUGGCAAGACCAUGUAUUGCUUCGUUGAAUUUGAGAAUCACGAGAGUGCCAAGGCGGCAGUGGACCGCGUGAAUUGUGCCUCUGACUCUCACAUUGGCCCUCGCAUGGGCAAUCGCCAUGUCGAUGUCGCUAUGAGCAGCCAGGAAGAACUGAUGAGGGCACUCUUUCCCAUGGCAAAGUGCCUUGACUGGAUCAACGAUCGUUUCGUUCCCCACGGCACUAGCCCCGCUGAGUGGUGGUCAUCCGGCUUUGAUGGGUUCCUCACCGACGAAGAACUGUUCUGCGUCCUGCGACACGCAAAGGAGCCUCACCGAGUAUGUGACCAUCCUCCCUUCGUUCCCCUUCUUUACCAUUAUACUGACAGAUAUCUCAGAGCGCAUUCGCUGGCAAGGUGCCCCAGCGCACAUACGAAUCCAUUAUCAGCACCAUCUGGAAGGCAAUUCCCUUGGUACGCGACUGACAUGUAUACUGUGCAUGCUCGCAACCAGCUGUUUGACACACUGCUGACGAUGGCGGAGCUCCUGUACUCGCGGGUCACCACCACUCGCACUGUCGGCCUAGACUACCGCCUGGUUGCCGAGAUGAUGCAGACAGGCCUCCGAUGCCCGGCAUUCAACCCCCGCAUGAAGUAUGCUCUGGUUGAAGGUGGCCGUGAUCAUGCUACCCUGGCCCGUAUGUCGCGAGAAUACCUCUCUUACUUCCCCUUCGACACUCUAACCUGGUUGUCGCCGUAUGACGUCGCUUGCUUGACGUAUUAUGCAUCGCUCAUGAGCCAUGGCCGUGUUUCCCAGACCGAGCAACAGGGCCUAGAGAACCGACACACGGAUCCCACCUGGAUCCAGCCUUAUGGUCAGCAGCUCUUUGCUUGGAAUGACAAGACCGCCAUGAGUAAAACCUUUGCAGAUGCGAUUACCUACGAGAUGGGUGUUCUUAGGUCUCUCCUAAUCGCUGGCUUCGGAAACUCGGGUAGUCACUCCCGUGUGUCGUCUAUCGGAACGGCGCCGCCAAGUAGCCCUCCUGACCACUGCGCACCCCUGUCUUCCAGCAGCCCUCGCACCGCGAGCAAUACUCCGCGGCCCGGUCAUACCUCCACCUCUAAUACCCGUACACCCUCCUGGUCGAAUACCGUGGACGAAUUCUAUCCGCCUUACCACUCCACAAGCCAGAGCUGGGACCCCUCUGUAACUACCUACGCCGCUGGCGCCAGCCAGACCCGUACUCGCACUGCCCAUAACACCUGGCAGACUCAUCCUUCUCCUGGCGGCAGUUCGUUCCGUCAGUAG
This is a messenger RNA of Penicillium cinerascens, 1557 nucleotides long. RefSeq lists its product as uncharacterized. The record is from RefSeq and is a predicted model, not a curated record. Gene Ontology annotation, molecular function: RNA binding. The transcript has 4 exons. Lineage: Eukaryota; Fungi; Ascomycota; Eurotiomycetes; Eurotiales; Aspergillaceae. The coding region runs from base 1 to 1557 and encodes 518 amino acids.